GUCCUGCCUCUGGCGUUGAAAACGAGCCUCUGCUGCCCUCAGACAGAAAUAAGUUAGGAAAGGGAAAGAGCAGUCUUCUGCACUGUGAGGGAGUGCUAUGGGCCGAAUGAUUAAUUACGUCGGAGUGAAAUACUUGUCCGCCGCUUUGUGUAUCCAAUAAAUUAAGGGCUCCUGAGACUUUUACGCACACAGGUGAAGUGUUGGAUGAGCGUACAGGGACUGCUGCGCACCUUUUCUGCAGACGCAACACUUUAUAAGGAUACGCUGGACGUGGACUGGGACUGUUCUCCAUUGAAGAGCAAAUUCUCAAUCCUAUCGAAGCCCUGUUUGGAUCGCCUUCAUGUCGAAAACAGCGCCUUUAACAGAUACCAGAGGUCUGUGAGUGCACCCUGAUGGCUGGAAGACAGACGCUCCGCAUGGACAGCGGUAAUUGCUCCGGGACGGCGGUGGAUGACAGCCCUGCAUCCAGCCCGAGCUCCAGCCCCAGUCCGGAUGGCCGUCGCCAGGACCUGCAGCGGGCCAGAGUGCUGCAGGCCGGCGGGCUCGGCGGCAGAGGACGCCCAGCAGCAGCCAACGCAGCACGGGAGAGGAGCCGCGUGCAAACCCUGAGGACCGCGUUCCUGGAGCUACAAAGGACUUUGCCGUCCGUGCCGCCGGACACCAAGCUGUCCAAACUCGACGUGUUGAUACUGGCCACCACCUAUAUUGCCCAUUUGACUCGAACACUACAAGAAGAAGGCGCGGAGGAGGGAGAGAGCACAAAACAAACAGAGGCGUUGCACUCAUUGAAAGGAGACGGCUACCUGCACCCAGUGAAGAAAUGGCCCAUGCGAUCCAGACUGUACGUCGGAGCAAGCGGACAGUUCCUCAACACCACCAGUCCUUCAGAGUCAGAGAAUCAAGGCCCAUCAUCGUCCACCUCCCAGUAACAGCCCUUAAAAUCAUCGUAUGAAAUAGUUUCAUAUUUGCAUGAGUCCAUGCUGUUGCAGCAACAUUUGCAUUAUGAUUGUAGAUCUGAUUUUACCUCCACUAAAAGCCCUCUAGGAAGACAUUGUAAAUUAAUAUAUUACGUGAAUUUUAUUGUAUAAAUUUGGAGAAAGCAUACGUUAUGUUUCUCUGUUGUUAUUUUGGCCAAUCCUGUUUGCCCCUGCAUCGUGCAGCUCCGUACAUGUCCCAGGUAUGAUAUUUGUAGAGAUUCCGCGGGGCAAUGAGCCCGUCAUGCUUGAGGUGUGCACUUUCAGUUGAAACAUUUGCACUAAAUGCAUGUGUGAAUAACUUAACAUCUGUCAUGUGAAGUGGUCUGUCAGAGAGUCAACAAUGGAGGCUCUUCAUCUCAUGUUCCUUCGUAUUUUUACAUGCAUGGUUGUAAAUGUGUUUGUGAAUAAAUGACUUCAGUGAAAGAAGACAA
Molecule: messenger RNA, 1408 nt
Organism: Epinephelus moara (kelp grouper)
Lineage: Eukaryota; Metazoa; Chordata; Actinopteri; Perciformes; Serranidae
Product: transcription factor 24-like
Exons: 3
Coding region: 393-929 (178 amino acids)
Biological process (GO): developmental process; regulation of transcription by RNA polymerase II
Molecular function (GO): RNA polymerase II transcription regulatory region sequence-specific DNA binding; DNA-binding transcription factor activity, RNA polymerase II-specific; protein dimerization activity
Source: RefSeq, a predicted model, not a curated record